AUGCCAGACCCAUCGAUGCCCCCCCCGUUCCCCCCCGACAAUGACCAGUUCCCCCCCUUUCCCCCCGAGAACGACCAGUUCCCCCCCUUCCCCCUACCUCCCGGGAUGGAGGAUCUUGGGGGGAAGAGCUUUGAGGGGGGCAUGGGGCAGAACGUCAGCCUCCCAGGGGAGCAGACGGAGGCGUACUGCCAGAUGCUGCUGGACUCCCCGGUCCCGCUGCCAGCCGACCAGGUGCCCUGGUUCUGCAUCUGCUUCCACUGCCAGGGGCGCCACGGCCCCAAGGGAGACCCUGGGGAGCGAGGACUUUCAGGAAGCCCGGGGAGCGCUGGCAGGAGAGGACUGACCGGGGUCAGCGGUCCGCCGGGGUACACGGGGCGACAGGGAAUCAAAGGACAGAAGGGGGACGAGGGCCUUAAAGGAGACGGUGGUCCUGAGGGCCCCCUGGGGCCUAAAGGACAGAGAGGAUAUAAAGGUGACAAGGGGGAGGCCGGCUUGGAGGGGCGGACGGGGGAGCCGGGGGGCAAGGGGGACGACGGUGUGUGUCCCGAGACCUGCGCGCCCGUGGAGGGGCCCGCAGGAGGACCCGGACUCCCGGGGUCCACCGGGCCUCGAGGGCUGCCGGGCACCGGGGGUAAAGGGGGGGACGGCGGCCCCAAGGGAGACCAGGGCGACCUGGGACCCCAGGGGGCGCCCGGGGAACCGGGGCGCCGGGGCGAGGCGGGGCCGCAGGGAGACUGCUCCUGUGACGACGGGGAGGUCGGGCCCCCGGGGGAGAGCGGGCAGAAGGGGGAGGGGGGGGCGGACGGCCCCUCCGGCCCCAGGGGCGGGACGGGGGAGCCGGGAGCCAAGGGUGACCUGGGGGAUAUGGGGGUGAGGGGGGUCCCGGGGCCCUGCAUGCCGGCCAUCCAGUCGUCCUUCGCCAUGGGCCUGGCCGUCUCCUUCCCCCCUCCCAACGCCCCCGUGGCUUUCACUCGGGUCCUCGACAACCGGCAGGGCCACUACGACCCCCUGGGGGGCAUCUACACCGCCCCCGUCAACGGCACCUACGUCUUCAGCUACGCCCUCACGGUGUACAGCCGCAUCCUGAAGGUGGGCCUGUUCCACAACUACCUGCCCCAGGUGAAGACCACCCACCCCGCCCUGCUGGGCACCGCCUCCCACCAGCUGGUGCUGCACCUGGUGCAGGGCGACGGGGUGUGGCUGCAGGUCAGGGACCAGAUGACCAACGGCAUGUACGCCAGCAGCGAGACCAGCAGCACCUUCUCGGGCUACCUGCUCCACCCCGACACCUGCUACAUGCCUGAGCUCAGGCAGACGCUGUACCCCGCCGCCGCCGUGACGAGGGGCCCCUACGAGUGGGGCACCCUGCCGGGCGGCCCCGCCCCAAACGCAACCAUCAGCUCGGAGCCGACGGAGGUCACCCCGGUCGAGUGA
This is a messenger RNA of Gadus chalcogrammus (walleye pollock), 1434 nucleotides long. Its product is annotated as inner ear-specific collagen. The transcript has 4 exons. The record is from RefSeq and is a predicted model, not a curated record. The coding region runs from base 1 to 1434 and encodes 477 amino acids. Gene Ontology annotation, molecular function: protein binding. NCBI's taxonomy places the organism in Eukaryota, Metazoa, Chordata, Actinopteri, Gadiformes, Gadidae.